CCCUCCCCUAAUGUAAUGUACUAAUAGGCCGCAAGUACUAUUUUUUGAUUAACAACCAACCAGAAAUAAAUCCUUGUCAUCUCCAAAUUGCCAAAUUAUGCAUUAUUAUUAUUAUUAUAUCUUGUUGAUUUCUACAGUACCUUUUUGCAAUGCAACAAGACUAGUAAGUAUUAUUCACCUUUUUGUUUUGUUUCAUGUCAUCUUUCACAGAGAGGCUAUGACCCGCAGUGGUUGUCAAUCACAUUCUCAAAGGCUAUAUUCCUCGGAAAUGGUCUCAUCGCCAUUAUAGCCGGGCUGUUUGCAAACCUGCUUGCUGACAACCUGGGCUUUGGUCCUGUGGCUCCUUUCGAUGCCGCCGCGUGCUUCCUGGCAAUAGGCAUGGCUAUCAUCAUGUCCUCCUGGAGUGAAAACUACGGAGAUCAAUCUGAAGGCAAGGAUCUCAUGUCUCAGUUCAAGGUUGCCGCCAAGGCAAUCGCUUCAGAUGAGAAAAUCGCAUUCAGUCGCUGUUCGAGGGCUCCAUGUACACCUUUGUCUUCCUCUGGACUCCAGCCUUGAGCCCAAAUGAUGAAGACAUUCCUCAUGGCUUCAUAUUUGCUACCUUCAUGCUGUCGUCUAUGCUGGGUAGCUCCAUUGCAUCACGCCUGUUGGCCCGCAAGAUGAAGGUCGAAGGCUAUAUGCAGAUCGUGUUUGCAGUAUCAGCCUUCACCCUUCUCCUCCCGGUUGCCACCAGCCUUCUGGUGCCGACGUCUUCAGUGAAAGGAAGCGGCAUCUCGUUUGGGGGCUCUCUACAGCUGCUUGGUUUCUGUACCUUUGAGUCGUGCGUCGGCAUUUUCUGGCCAUCCAUCAUGAAGAUGAGAUCUCAGUACAUUCCUGAGGAGGCGAGGAGCACCAUCAUGAACUUCUUCCGCAUACCGCUCAACCUGUUUGUCUGUGUGGUGCUCUACAAUGUGAAUGCUUUCCCUAUCACCGUCAUGUUUGGCAUGUGUUCCAUCUUCCUCUUGAUGGUGGCAAUCUUGCAGAGACGGCUCAUGCUUGUCGCUGACCUACACAAGCUAUCCACAAAAUCACAAGAGAUGACUGCGCAAGACGAGCCUCUAAAUCCUUGAAAGGCCAACCUGGGUGCUGAAUAAGAUGGAAUUGGGGAAAGCAAAAGAUGUUUUGAUUGUAAUAUUUCUUUUUUCUGUAGCCUAGAUCACAUGGAUCGAUAUUAUUAUUGGAUGGAUGGAUACACCAAAGCAAGAAUUCAGAGGCUGCUGAGUGAAUUGGUAUAGUCUAUUAUUAUGAUUCCUGCUCUUGUUGUUCAUCGGGACGGCAUUAUUUGUGUUGAAUACGCUACGAGUA
This is a messenger RNA of Triticum urartu, 1341 nucleotides long. RefSeq lists its product as uncharacterized. Gene Ontology annotation, biological process: molybdate ion transport. The record is from RefSeq and is a predicted model, not a curated record. Gene Ontology annotation, molecular function: molybdate ion transmembrane transporter activity. Lineage: Eukaryota; Viridiplantae; Streptophyta; Magnoliopsida; Poales; Poaceae. Gene Ontology annotation, cellular component: membrane.